Soboliphyme baturini is the source of this 684-nucleotide messenger RNA. The record is from the annotation of a GenBank genome assembly. NCBI's taxonomy places the organism in Eukaryota, Metazoa, Nematoda, Enoplea, Dioctophymatida, Soboliphymatidae.
AUGUUGAAAUUAACUGGUGAAGAUAUCAAGAUCGAAGAACUGCAGAAGACGAAGCUAAGUACGCCAACUGCUUUUCAGAUUGCUUACGAAAAUCGGUGUUUUGGUAUUGUACUAAUACAUUGUACUUCUACAACUGCCGGAGUAAUGGAGUAUAUUAAGGACAAAAUGAUGAACAGAAAGCUCAGCUCCGUCGGUCUCAGUCAAAGGGUAUACGAUUAUUUGAUCUUCCACAAAUUUGGCAGUGGGCAAGACGAAAAUGACAAGAAAGUCGAGAGUUUCAUCGAUCGCUUGAAGGAACACAUGAACCCUUAUAAUCUCAGUCUUUAUAUGGAAAGUUUCAUGCGCAGAACGGAUCUGUCUGUUGUCCUGGCUGGUCAAAUUAAAGUGGACGCACUUCUUGUCGUCGGUUCCAAAGCGUCGCAUAUCCACACCGUUUACACAAUGCACCAGGCAAUGAGUAAGCGAAAUACAACGCUGUUGGUCGUCGAUGGCAUCGGUGACGUUCUGACGGAAGCUCCAAAGAAGCUUGCAAGGGCUUUUAUUCUAUUCUGCAAGGGUUGCGGCGUCUUAAGCGGAGUGAGUAUUCCCGGAAUGGAACUACAGCGUACUUUGUCAAGCAGCAUGGAAGACGCCGACAAACCGCGAAAGAUGUCCCUGACAAAGCCGUUGUCUCAAGGGGCGUAA